AUGUCGGAAAUGCCACCCGGCACAGAUCGAGGGAAUACAUGGAUCUACCGUAUGGCGAGAGGCGAGAAGAAAAGCAUUGAGAACUUGAAUGAAAACGAAAAAGGAAAAUCCAGUCUGGAUAUAUUGUCUUCAAGUUCUCAUACCCAAAACACGACCGGCAAUGCCAUGAAACGCUUGAAUACAGCAUUGGACCAGCUUGCUAAUUCGACCCCAACUCCAGAAAGCCAUCCUGUACACGACACAAUGAGCCCCAGUGGUGCUGCACGUUAUAUAGAGGUUUUCUUGCAAGUCCUUUCAAGUUUGACUCACGUUAUACCAUUCCAGACCAUGAUAGACGCAGAGCUGUUGCGAGCAGUCCCUUAUAUAAUCGACUCAUCUCACGCGCAAGUCAGUCCGGCUAUGAGAAUAAUCUAUUUGAACGCGAUUUAUCGAGGUCAGACCUGUGGCAAUGCGGACGAAUACAAAGGAGCGCCAAGUACAUAUUACAAAUGUUUGCGGUCAGUUCCCUCGUGGUUGAGCUCGGCCCAAGGGUCCCAGAUGGACCUUAUCGCUGCUUCUCUGACAUCCUGGACCGCGAUCGACAAUUUUGACUACCAUCUCGCCUGGAAAUUCCAUUCCGAAGCUUGUCGCUUCAGCGAUAUUUUAGGUAUUCAAGACGUUGAGACUCCGGACUCGGGUUUGGCAGAAGAUGAUGCGGAGAAGAAUGAGAAACGCCGAAUUUAUUGGCACUUGGUCACAACAGACUGCCUUUAUAUGCUUUGGUAUGACAAACCCUCGGCUCUCAAGUCUCCAGUCUCUCGAAUAAAGCUUCCUGUCGAGAUAUCGCCACGGACGAAACAACCGAAAUUCACAAACUGCGUGCUCUUUAUCGUCUGGUCGCGGGCGCUUUCUCUGCUAGAACAGUUUUUCAACCAUUCUGUCCGUACAGAAUAUGACCAGAUAGUUUCUUUUCAAGAGGAGGUAGACAGCUACUGCAAUCAGCUGGAAGAUCUUGUUCUAGAUUGGGACUUGCUAUCUAUCACGAGAUCUUCUAGGCUCGAUGAUUUAAAAUCCUGGUUAUUCGUGGACUCUAUCGUCGCUUUCUACAGUUGUAUAAUUUACAUGCGACGCAAAACAUCCGUCAUCGACGAAAAGGUCCAUUCACAAGCAGUCCGGGCGGCCCGAAAUAUUCUCGCUAUCAUUAUUGAAUGGUCAGAGAAAAAUCAUUCUAGAGGGCGUGAGGGCUUACAUAUGCAGCUAGCCACUUUCUACCCUUUCUGUGCUUUCUUCACACUAUAUUACCAUAUCCUCUCGUCGACGGAUUCCGACGAGUACGAAGGUGAUAUUCAGACUUUGGAAAAGGUUGUUCAGUAUAUGACAAAGAUCGCUUCUAUUAGACCGGACUUUGUGCCUCUUGUAGACGCCAUGAGUGCGUUGAAUGAUGUAUCGCGUGCGGCCCACUCAUAUCCAGAUCCUGUUCACAGGCGAACCGGACUACCUUCAGAUAUAGCCGCAGAGGGGUCUAAUAAUCCCAGGGCUCCCUGUGUGAACGUGAGACAAGAAAAUGGCCAUAACCUGCAGUAUCAAGUCCGUGAAUGGAGUCUACAACAAGAGCCAUUUUCGACCACACCGCAAGGUUCAUCAUUAACGAACUCGCUGUACAACAUUUGUUCGGCACUGCCAACAACAUCAGACGAUGAAUCGACAUACAAGCUCGGGCCCUCUUUUCAAUUUGAGAAUCCAAUUCCCAGCUACCUAACGCCUCCGCAAGGUGUCAAACCUGGAUUGAGUGCGCCUGGAUUUUCAGCUAAGAUCGCAGAUCCGCUGGAGUAUGUUCAUGCAAUGGAAACCAGCUUCCACUGGCGAAACUGGCACGAACACUGGUGA
Messenger RNA from Penicillium cosmopolitanum, 1866 nucleotides. Its product is annotated as fungal specific transcription factor domain-containing protein. The transcript has 6 exons. NCBI's taxonomy places the organism in Eukaryota, Fungi, Ascomycota, Eurotiomycetes, Eurotiales, Aspergillaceae. The record is from RefSeq and is a predicted model, not a curated record. The coding region runs from base 1 to 1866 and encodes 621 amino acids.